This is a messenger RNA of Lutzomyia longipalpis, 3084 nucleotides long. Its product is annotated as proton channel OtopLc. Gene Ontology annotation, cellular component: membrane. The record is from RefSeq and is a predicted model, not a curated record. Gene Ontology annotation, biological process: proton transmembrane transport. Gene Ontology annotation, molecular function: proton channel activity. Lineage: Eukaryota; Metazoa; Arthropoda; Insecta; Diptera; Psychodidae. Bases 966 to 3029 code for a protein of 687 amino acids. The transcript is spliced from 5 exons.
AAAGCCUCAUCAAUCCAAAUGCGAGAGCCCUAAAGAAAUAAAUUCAUUAAUUGUUAAUUAAUCCCGGUGAAUUUUCUUAACGAUGGCAAUUUAAUUCCACCCACAAAAAUGAUUGCCAAUGCGAUUCUCAUUCCCCACUCACUCAUUUUCCAUCCAAUACAUUAUCAUUGAAUAUGUCGUAUGUAAUUCAUUAAUCACGGGGCUUGUGAAAAGAGAAAAGCGACCCAAUAUACGGCCUGUUAAUGCGAGACUUUUCAUAUACAUUGGCCGUCGUGGGUGAGAGAAAGAGCUAAAAGAACAAAAAAAGAGACCAUAUACCAAAUAUAAUAAGACGAUUGGCAUCUUAUCGCAAUCCCCGAGAGAGAAUGUUGGUCUCACACGUAUUUAGAUGAUAAGACGCGGUGUGGCAGCGGGAAAAAGUCUUCUAAAUGUAAUACCAUCCAGUAAGUCUGUGAGCAUUUGUGAGUGUCGGACCGUAUAAAAGGUAUGUGCACAUCCCAUCUAACUUCUUAGUUCUAUCCAACCACAGCCAACGAGGUACAUGGUUCAAGAACAAAAGUGUCUUAACCUUUGGCUUCCGCGAAAAUCAGUUUAAAUCGCGAAAAUUAAACUUAAUCAGUUCACGUGCGAUCGGACGUGCCACAUAACUUCCUCUUACAAGUCAGGAAAAUCAAAGAUCGUCAUUCGCAGUACAAAUUAUUUAGCACCUCUUGUGUUUUUUUGUGUGUGCUUCUCUACCUUCCUCGCGUCUUCCAAUUGUUUCUCAUCAAUAAGUGAACAAACAUCUCGCGAACGAUCAGCAAUUGUGUGCUAAUUGUCUCUUCUUACUCAAAAUAUGAUUGGCGCUCAAAUGUGAUAAAAUACGAAUUAUUGAAUUUUCCCUCCAAUAUCUCCCAACACAAACCCUUUUCCAUCGCUUUAAUAAACACGCUAUACCCCCCAAGAAAUCACUCACAUUGAAUAUCAUGUGCGAAGCGGACAGGCUACUCGUCAAUCAAAAUGUCGAAAGAGGUGACUCGGCGGAACUUGAUAGCGAAGAGUCACCAGAAACUAUGACUGCACUCGUGCCAUCGGGAUCGGCAUUGGCACUAAAUACCCACCCAAAUACACAGCAGGAGCUUGCUCUGUCGGCCAGACGGCCGUCAGUGCUGCUUCAGGAAAUCCUCUCAACACGGCGUCCUUCAGCAAUAAUGGCGGCACUGACGCGACCACAGCGCCAGCGACUGCACCAAAUGGAUGCUCUGCAUGAGAAUCCCGACAUGCGAAGUGGUAGUUUACGUACCCUAAAUGGCUACCUACCAACACACCAUCCCCCCGGAGGACCACAUUCAGAGCAAGCCCAGGAGUACAAGAGGAAGAAUCGACGAGUUGGAGAUGAUGCCCUCAGUACGGCCCUUUCGGCUCUCUACUGCAAACUCCUCGUUGUAAUGGGAAUUGCAAUGCCAGUUACAGAGAUUCUAUCAUCGAGAAUCCCACCAAAUUUCUACCAAGGAUUCUACGUCUACCUCUAUGCAGUCAGCAUUGCUUUUGUGAUCUUCGUCUAUGCAUCGCACGUUAGAACCCGGGCUGUUUUCUCCCUCCUCAAGGAUUACCAUGAGAAAGCCAACAAUACGCAACACAUAAAGAAGAGAGCCGCACACUUUGGGAGCUUCUACCUGCGCGUGGGUGCCAUUGCUUUUGCAAUUGGGACAAUGGUGUACUCCGGCCUGGAGUUUGGACAGUAUUUUGAGCUAAAUGGCAGUCCAGGAUGCUCAAAUAUUUUCAUGGCACUCACACCAAUUGCUCGAAUGGUACUUUGCAUCAUUCAGAUGAAGUUUAUCUUCCUCAAUACGACGGAGUUGGACAUGGCACGUCAUAAAGUCGUUGCGAGAUUCGGUUUGAUGCACAUGGUGGCGACAAAUCUAUGUGAGUGGCUCUAUGUCCUUGUAGAGGAGACAAAACAUGAAAUCUUUCAUCUUUCGCACACAUCACAUGGUGGCGUGGGUAACGCCGUGGCCGCCAUUUUGUCUACAACAUCAAGCCCACUAUCGCUCACAACAGAACCAGACAGUGUCCUUCUAAACAGCACAUCUGUGCAUAAUAUCACAAAGAGAUCCCCCAUGAGUGAGGAUUUAAAGGAAGAAUGCCACAGAACUAAUAUUAUGGGAAGUUUAGUACAGAAUGCCUCACCAUUUCUCUUUCCCUGCACAAUUGAGUACUCCCUCAUUUGUGCCGUGAUCCUCUAUGAGAUGUGGAAGCAAGUCAAAACGAUCCCCAAUAUUGAAAGAUCCCGCAGAAAUUCACAGAAGCCACACACUAAAAGCGCUCAUCAUUUUUCCGUUGACUGUGCGAGGGCUCAUCGUGGGAUGUUUGCCGGUAUCCUAGUCAUUGUACUCACCAUCAUCUGCCUUAUAAUGUUCUUUGUGCUGCACGAUGUGGAGGGGUAUGAAAUGCUGGCCAUACAGGAGGUAACAGUCUGUGAAAUCCUCAUGUAUUGUGUCACUACAAUGGCUGUCUUGGCGGCAAUGUACAAAAUGCGAGAUUUGCGGUAUCAGCAGAAGAUUAAGGAUAAUCAUCACGCCAGCACUGUGAGCUUGGACUGUACGCUUCUUGUCCUUGCCCAGAGUGGAGUCUACGUGUACGCCAUGUUUAGCAUAAUGGGAUGCUACUUUGCAAUGGCUUCCGAUAUUCCAGGAAGUGAGGAGGGCUUUGUAGCGGAAAUCCUUUCGCUCCUGCAGACCUCCAUGCAGACACUCUUCGUUCUCAAUGCCAGCUGGCGACGAUGCCGUGGUGCACAGCAAAAUCGCACGAAACCCGGAAGAGAGAUUGUAACGUUCCUCCUGGUGGCGAAUAUGUCGAUGUGGUUCAUAAAUACCCUCAUAAAAGGGCACGCUGGCUUCCGUCCAACACAUCUCCAUUUCUUCGGCGUGUGGGCAUGGACGGUCAUCACGCACGUUUCCAUGCCUCUGGCCAUAUUCUAUCGCUUCCACUCUACUAUUUGCCUUUUUGAAAUAUGGAAGUCAGCGUACAAAGUCAAGAGUGACCACUAGGAGGGUAUUUGUGGGUGGUUUUGUAUUGAAAUAAAUUAUUUAUUCCUCAACAAAA